Scylla paramamosain (green mud crab) is the source of this 2406-nucleotide messenger RNA. RefSeq names its product crustacyanin-A2 subunit-like. The record is from RefSeq and is a predicted model, not a curated record. NCBI's taxonomy places the organism in Eukaryota, Metazoa, Arthropoda, Malacostraca, Decapoda, Portunidae. Gene Ontology annotation, biological process: lipid metabolic process; response to reactive oxygen species. Gene Ontology annotation, cellular component: cytoplasm. The coding region runs from base 513 to 1118 and encodes 201 amino acids. Gene Ontology annotation, molecular function: pigment binding. The transcript has 6 exons.
CCUGCUCAUCACCAGCCACCCCUUCCCCUUCCACGCCGCCCCACGAGCUCUCUUCCCUGUCAGUCUCCCCCAUGCAUUCACCCUCACCACCAUCACCUCCACUACCACCACCGCCAGUGCAGCAACACCUCAUCCACCUCAUUCAGUCCUCCACCGUCCGCUUGAGUGCAUUGCCGCGCGCCGUCUGUUCCCUGGCUACUGUCACGCUACCCACAGUGCACCAGUGAAGUGGGCCAGAACCUAACCAGUAUCCAGGCUUAUCCUUAGCAGGAUUUUGAGGUGCUAAGGGCAGCAGUGUGUGGGAGUGUGGAGUGCGCGUGUGUGACCAGCGUGCCGGUCUGUCUGGGGAAGCUUUUGUCCAUCUCUCGCUCCGUUUCCAGCGUGUCACAUUUGCCUCCAAGUGUGACCAGAAGACCAGUAUGAUGGGGCUACCGCCUUGAUGGAAAGUGCAAGCAAAAGGAGCAUUAUAAUAAGUACUUCAGAGGGCAUAAGCUGCAAAUGGAACACAAGAAAUGUGCAAUUUCUUGAAUCAGGUGUUGCGGAUGAUGGAAGCGGUGGUGGUGAUUAUCGUGACGCUAAGCUUGGGUGGCAGCGGUCUGGUGGAGGCGUCGACGGUGUUGGAGGUUGGCUCAUGUCCUAACGUCACAUCGGUCCGUAACCUGGACCUGGGCAAGCUGGAGGGACGGUGGUACCAGAUCCUGCAAAUACCCACCGAGGACAACAGUAUUGCCAGAUGUACUCGAUCCACCUACACUUACACAGAUGGGUACCUGAAGGUGGUGACGGAGGGACGCAGUGCUGGAGGUGGGGAGGUGGCCAGGACAGGGGUGCUGGCCAAGCUGCCCCACUCCCCCUCCGGCGCCCUCCAGCUGGACAUGGACGGCAUGCCGCCCCUGGACAUAUGGGUGGUGUACACUGACUACUCCAACGUCGCCUGCCUGUACUCCUGCGCCGAAUUUCACGGGCUGAAGGCGGAGUGGGCGUGGGCAGUGGCAAGCUCCCCACGCCCACGAGUCAAGAUGGUGAACCGCUGCCGAGCUAAACUUCGCUUGCACCAAGUGAACACCACCAAGCUGCAGCGUGUGCCCCACAGCGCCCGCUGCCUCAAGGGGGACUAGCGGGAGUGUCCGGGGAGAAGGCGCAGGAUAGAGACAAACAGGACAGUCUUGUUUGCUGAAGCUAAGUACGUAAAACAAGAGAAUAUUACUGAAUACAUGUGCAAACUUUUCUUUCUCAUUAUAAUUGACUUUUUUUCUGUAAUUUAUUGUUUUUUUUUUGUUUUUUUUUUCUAGUUGCUUUGAAAUACUUCUACCUUCUCCCACUCCUUGAUUGGAUUCUCUUGUCUUUGAUCAAUAUGUCUUGGGAUUCUUUAAAACCAUUCUCGCGCUUAUGUACAGUUUUCCCCUUUCUUAUGUUUAGUGUAUUCGCUGCAUGUUUGUAAAUGUUUCAAUUUCCUCUGUGUGUGUGUGUGUGUGUGUGUGUGUGUGUGUGUGUGUGUGUGUGUGUGUGUGUGUGUGUGUGUGUGUGUGUGUGUGUGUUUGAAUGCGCGCAGCACAAUGAGGUUAUCGUUGUAAUUUUGUAUGGUUACCAGUGGCCUUUACAUGAAAUGAAAGUACUGAAUACAGAAUGAAUACACACACACACACACACUAAUGCUCUGUUGCUCCUCAAAUAUUCUCUGCCGAGGAUAACGCUCAUAAGUUUUGCGACCUGAGUCUGUGGUUAACACAAGCUGAACUUUAGGUCGUUAAGCAGCCUCUACCGGAUUGUUUAGGUGGUAACAAGGGGUUAUUUUUCCUUCAGGUGUCGUGCUGUACUGUAGCGAUUUACCUCAAUCUGUCAUUUCAUGACACAAUGAAUGUCCUUGACAUGGUACUCUUUGUUUUCCCAGGCAAUUUCUUUGGCAAUUCAUCAUCCUCUGCAGCACACUUUUUAGUUUGACUUUUGUAAUACUUGAUGUUUCUUCAUUACACUCUAACCACACAUUACACUCUACAGACAUAAAUGCAUCGAUUUGAUCGCCAUUCAGACGGGCACUGCCAGUCUUGAUGACGUGGAUCAUGACACAAACACAACACAGGGUCACUUGCACACUCUCAAGGUCGCUCAGAAAAAUCAUGAAAAUGCCACCUGGAACUACUGUGGUGCCGCCCUGCCAUUACUCGCACCACGCCGCCAGAUGAAGACCAGUGACCGUGAACGGACAUGCAAUGAUCACACCUGUGGCAUACUAAUUAUUUUAUGGUGUUACUCAAGUUCGUGGUGUGUGUAAUCCUUAGUGUUGCCACCGGCGUCGACUUGAUCCGCCAGAACCACGUGUGUGUAUGCAUGCAUUAUGUAGACAGGCACGUUUGUAUCGAGACUACUACUCCUUUUGUAAGAAGUAUUAAAUUGAUUCUUUUUGUA